AUGGGAGCGGACAUAGCACAUUCGGCGAAAGGAUACGAGUCAGAGGAUGAAAACGCGGGCAGAAAGUGGCAGAGGGCCAGCGACGAACGUCCAGCCAGUAAGACUACCAUGUACUCAAAGCAGGAAUUCCGAGAACAAUACUGCAUCAACAACAAACAACUGGAUCUGCUGGAAUUGGAGAAGUCCAAGAAGGAUAAAUUCCUCGGAUGUCUCUCCCAAUAUCACAUCGAGAGCCCCUGUUCGAGAGCCAAUAGAGCAUCAUUUCUAUCCGUGUGCGUCCGCCGACGUGUGCCCUCAGAUGAGAAUCUCAACACCGAUUAUGCACCCAUACAGCGGUAUCCCAGGUUUGGCCAACCCACCCCGGCACCGCCCGAGCUAUGCGCCUACGAUGCCGACCUGGAAUGCUCAUACUUCCGUCGACGUCCACGGUCGGUGUGCAGCCAACCUGACCCCAAGCGGUAUACAUGGAUGCCUGAGGACGAAGACUUCACCCGGAUGGAGUGGCCACAAUCGGUAAUAGAAGAUAACGCGGGUUGGCCGCAGAAUUAUAAUGUGGACCAAAUCGCGUCAGUCAGUCGUGGUGGCUCUCUGCCGAGGCCGCCUUCUAUAAUACCCUGUCCUGCCCACACACCGAUACCGCCGCCACCCCCGCCGCCUCCGCUUACCAUACCUCCACAUAGGACGAAACACGUCUCAUUUGCUCGCUCUCACACUCUCACGACGUUCGACGAUUCCGUCAUGCCGGCUGCCGUAGGAGGCAGUCGAUUUAGGAGAGAUUGUGAGAGGUUGAUCGAUGGUAGAGUUGUUAAGCCUGAAGCGAAGCAGUACGCGACGCUGCCUGUGAUGUUCCAGCCGUUUCCGCCGUAUCCGCAAUUCAUAGCUGCGCAGGCGCCGGCGCCUAUACACUACCCACCGCCGAUCGCGCCGAUGCCAACGCUACCGGCGACAUCAGUGCCAAGACCUACGCAAACAGAACAACCUAAGGUUGUUGUACUAGAUUCAAUAAAGAAAGGAGUGAUGCGGACACAAGCGACACAGACUGAAGUAUGUUUAGGAAGGAAACCAUUACCACCUAACUACUUGUCACUUAGCCCACGAACUAUUAAACGGGUUAAAAUGGUGGCGGCUGGCGUUCAAACUAACGGAUACACUGUAGGAGUAAGACGACUUACCAAGUCUUUCUCGGAGGUAGGAGGUGAUAGGUUAGCGGGUCGUGAUAAUCAAAGCGAUAUUCCCACUACUGUUGAAAGCUUCAUAGGAAAUGACCACGAAAAACUUCACAGGACACAGUCAGAAGAACCGCCUAGGUCUCCUAGAUCGCCGACCGCUAUGAUGCCUUCUUCACCUCUGAUGCAAAGAGGCGACUCUGAUGACGUCACUUCUUCUUCUGUAAAGUCUGUAGCUUCGUCACAAAUAGACAAAUCGUCGGAACUAAGCGCAUUACAGAGGCAGGCGCAAGAGUACUUCCAACAAAACUUUCAAUUUAUUCACGAAAGUGAUAGAGAUGAUACUAUAGAUGACGAUAUAGAAACUAUAGAGAAAAGUAUGGCAUUAAAUCGCAGAAAUUUAGAGUAUCUACAGCAAGAAAUAGCAAAACAAGCGAAAACCGAUAAAUCCCUUAGAUCUAUUCUGUCGAAAAGUACUAGCGAUGCUUCACAGAAAACUAUAAAUUCUUCGCACCCAUUCUCAAAGACUUCUACAUUCCAAUCAGAACCUUCUACAGAAACUUCAGCUACAACGACAGAUGAUAGUGAAAAGAAUGAAAAAGAAAUCAUCAUAGACUUUGAACCGCGACCUGAUGAUGAGGCUAUACCUUUCACUACACUCCGCAGAAAAUCAAGAAGAAUGUUACAGAAAACGUUAUCUGAGGGUGAAAUUCUUCUCGAUGUAAGAAAAACAGAAUUACAAACGAACGGAGAAGGUGUAAAAGACGCUCCUCUAGUAAUGUCAACGAGUCAAGAAAAUAUGACAAGAGAAGAUAGGGAACGAGAAGCAAUGUACAGACAAUACAUAGCUCAGAAUUACAAUCAAACUCCGAUAAAAGACGAAGGAAUAUUCGGAUUUGAACCCGAUGGAUCAUUUAGUUCUUCAGAUGGGAAUGCACCAUAUGAAGACUUUCACGAAAAAUAUAUUAGUUACAAGCAUGAGCCAUUUAGAAAUCGAAGCGUAAGUUUCGAGGAACCAACAGAAAUUACUAGUAAGAGGGAUGCUAUUACAACAAAGAGUACUGCUAAAUCAAGCCCCGGUUCUCCGGAACCUACGCAGCCAGAAACUGACGUGGAACAUAAAACAAAGCGGGCAGUGAUUUCAAAUAACGUAACGACAAUACCAGCGCCUUUAGAGAAAUCGUCGCCUUGUGCAUCAAACGAAUCACUUACAGUAGAUCCUACAAGAGAUCAUUCUGAUGGCAUGUGGAAUGAAUCCCAAACAACAGUUCUUCAGAUAGACUCUGGCACAGAAAAUGGCACUGUUAUCAGUUCGUCAGACCUGAGUUCUUUAGCUGCCUCGCCUGGAGCGCUAGCAUUGUUAACUCCGACAUCAAGACGAAAACAGCUUUUAUUACUGCAACAUCAGCAACGAUCUUCUUUAGACACAGAUGCUUUGGAUGAAGAGUUUGAUGCGUCACAGAGUCAGUCUCCUACAUCUCCAAGAAACAAACUAGAUACAUCAAGCUCCAGUUCUGCACAGGCAAGAGCAUCUUUGUCUCCACCAGCAGUUGUGCCAAGUGUUACUCUACCGAUAACAAAACAGCCAACUAUAUCGAAAGCCAUAUCGCCAAUAGCACCACCAAAAGUUAAUCAUACACCAGCGAUUGCUAUCACUCAUCCAAGUUUAGAUUUAGCAGAUGUACCGUUUAAGAGAACGCCGAGUUUUAUCAACAAAAAGCGAGAGAGAGCACUCAGUCCUUCCAGGCGAAGAGAUUUACAACGAAAAGCAAUGCAAAAGGAACCCAAUGGUACAAUACCGAAUCAAAUUAAAGAGUCACCGUCUGAACCUUCAUUAGCUAAAGCUCCUAGCAGUGAAACAAGUUUAAAUAGAACUGAUUCUGGUAAAAUAAAUACCACAGAUGUAUCUGAAAGUACAACAACAACUGAAGAUUAUGUCACAGCGAACUCAGAUAGUUCGAAGAAAAGCAACUGUAAAAAUCAGAAUCAGCAUCACGAAAAUAAUAAAGCCCAAGAAGGUUCAUCUUUUGAAAGUGCUUCCAGUCUUUACUCUUCUACUCGAACGGACAAUAUUCCAGAAGAGUUUGUCGUUCCAAGUUUUUCACCACCUUUGGAAUUAAAUGAUGAUUUCAUGGUACCUGAUUUAUCAUCACCACCAUUACCAUUACCUGAAAGAAUUUCAAAGUCAUCUGUAGAAAAGAUUGAAGUUAAAGCCGAAAUUACUCCGACCAUUGAACACAUCAAGAGAGAUAAGACUGACAUUAAAGUUAAAGAAGAAAAUAUACCAAGGGUCUCUAAGUCUAUACGUGGUACAAUAAGUGGCAAAAGUAGUUCAAGUGGAAGUUAUAGCAUAGGUGGCUCUAAUCCAAAUGUUACCGAAGAUGUUGAAGAGAAAACACCCACAGAAAAAAUUGUGGAAGUGCCGGAAAAGAUAGAAACCAAAACCAAAGAAGAUAAAGUAACGAGCCCAAUUCGGGAAAAAGAGCAACUAGUGCCAAAAAUGAUGGGUUCAUUAUCCGAUGAUGAAAGAAGUGUCCACUAUUCAUCUUCUGGUUACUAUGAAAGUCCCGUUGAGGAUGAUGAUGAUGGUGGAUUGAGUAAGAAAACUUACAAGCACUCUCAAAAAUAUAGAUCUACUAGCAGGCCGAAAAUGUGGCUCAGUGAGGAGAAACGAAGAAAGAAGAAGGCGUUUACGUUGGAAUUUUCAAAAUCAUACGAUGAUUCUAUAUCAACUUCACAAGAUGAUUGGGGUAAGAAAACAAAAGAACCUGAUAGCAUCAGCCAACGGUCAGAACGGAGUGUUUCAAAAACGUCAAACCUCAAAUCACCAGGAGAGGAAAAAUCAGAAGUUAGAAAGAAGAAGACUCACUUUAUUGACAAACCUAAGAGUGUGCAGUCAUCACCAAGAGAACCAGUUGACAUAGAAAAAUGCCUGAAAGAGAAAUCGGUCAAAGAAAAAGAGGAAAUAAAGCGACCUGUUGAAAGGGAACGUUACGUCAAAAGAACAAAAUUAAAGGCAAAAAGUCCUACACAGAGUAAGGCUAUAGAUGGAAGUCAUGGCUACAGACCUCAACAUUAUGACAGAAGGGAACCCAUGGGAUCUAACAUGAAACUACAUUUAAAUAUUCCUACGUCUGAUGAUUCCAGUGAACAGUAUAGAAAAGAUGGUGGUAGUAAUGGCAAUAUAUCACCAAGGAAGCACAGGAGGUUACGGGACAGCCCACGUAGGAAGACAGCUGCUAACUCUAAUAAUAUCAAAUCGCCGACUGCAACUGGCAACCACACAGGCUAUAGUUGUAGACCACGACGAAAAAGCGGGUCAAAUGAAAGCAUAUCACUACCUGGUAGUUUGCCGAGAAGAAAACAAUCAAUUCCCACAAUUCCAUGUGUCAGUUCGUUGGAAGCGGAAGAUAUAGAAACUACUAGAACAUUAACUAGUGCUGGAUCAAGACUCACUCCUUUGCGGUAUAUCAGAAGUCCUACGACUUCACCACGACAUCAUAGGAAGCAAGAUCGAGAUGGUAAAUUUGCAAAAGCAGCAUCAGCGGAAUCUUUGCGUUCAGUCUCACCAGGAUCAGACUCGGUCUUCUAUUCAGAACAGACUGAGCAAAGUCUUACCGGUGCUGAUGGGGAGGCUAAAACACAUUGCUUACAUUGUGGUAAAGAAGUUCAUAUCAUUACUGCUGCGCAUGAACACGACAGCGUGGCUUCAAGGACUUCACAUACUGAUGAAUCCUAUGCGGAUGCAACUCCAGAUAUCGUACCAGCUCCGGCUGGAUUUGCAGAUUCCCCUUCCUGCUCAACUGCAUCUAAAAAACAUACUGGAGCUCGGUUGUAUAAGAAACUGGAUAAGAGAUAUCGAUCUGAAGAUAAAUCUCGGCAUCAUUAUCGUCACAGGCAAGACGUCAGAGCAAAGUCUGAAGAAAGAGGUAAGGAAGAUUAUGCAGUUACCGAAAAGCCUGCUGACACGCGUAUAGCACGAUCUGCUGGCAACAGUCUUGACAAAUUAGCUGGAUCUAGCGCUAGCGUCGAUCCUGAUGAGCACGAAGAAUGUUCGGGAAGUUCAGAAGGUGCCGAAGGCGGCCGCGAUGAAAGAGGCGUUUAUGCGACACCCUGGUGGUGUGGUACCUGGAUUCUUCUAUCAGAAAAUGACGAUCAUUGGACCAGGAUCCCACCAGAUUCUCUAGACGCCAAAGAAGCUGGCAAAGACGAUCCGACGGAGUCAGAGACGGAAUUCAACAAGAGAUACGUGGCGCUCACGCACCGGUUGGUGCAUAGACGGGCGUGCAUCGAACUCAACAGACGACAAGCUGACAAUACAUUUGAAAGCGAUAAGACUGUUGUGGUCAGGCGCGGUAAUGAAGAGUUCGGCUUCCGUAUCCACGGCAGCAAGCCGGUGGUGGUGUCAGCCAUCGAACCCGACACGCCGGCCGAGACCUCCGGGCUGGAGGUUGGGGAUAUUGUUAUAGCUGUUAAUGGGAUCAAUGUUUUAGAUAAGACGCAUUCAGAAGUCGUGAAAAUAGCGCAUUCAGGAUCAGAAAUACUCGAACUAGAGGUGGCACGAACCUGUGAUGUCGUAGCUUCCUUAGCCCAUGAAAGCGGUCCAGCGGCGUUGUUCUCCGGAUAUCUCUGGCGUGCAGCUCCUUUGCGGCCGCAUCAUCCACCUCGCUGGACGCGGCGAUGGUUCGUCCUGAAGAGGGACAACUGCCUUUACUACUAUAAGACAGAUUCGAGUAUUCACCCAGUAGGAGCUUUGAUGCUAGUAAACUACCAGCUGACUGAGGAAGAUGUGGGCAAGCCCCAUGGGUUCCGACUGCAGCGCGGCGGCGGCGUUCGGCUGCAACUCGCAGCUGACAGUGCCGAGGCGGCCGCUAGAUGGCGUGCUGUUAUUGGACACGCGAUAGAUGCUAGCAAUCAACCCGAUGGUUGGCUAGAAAUAACAAUGAGGAAUAUGAAGCUACCUCCGUCUUCGAUCCCACGGCCUGACUGCUUCGGGUACCUGAUGAAGUUGGGCUCCAAGUGGAAGUCUUGGGCGAAGCGGUACUGCGUGCUGAAGGACGCUUGCCUUUACUUCUACAGCGAUGGUAACAGCAAGAACGCUUUUGGAAUGGCGUGUCUUCACGGUUAUAGAAUACAGACUUGUGCUCCUGGCGGGAAGAAGUUUGCCUUCGAGGUGAUGCCCACGGAGCCCAAACAGAGACACUUUUAUUUCCACACCGAGUCUGAAAUGGAUAGGAAACGGUGGAUGGCUGCACUGGAAUACUCCAUAGACCGAUGGAUGAAGGCCGGUUGACGACGACACAUCACUCUGAACGAUUCUUUUGACAAUUUAUAAUUUAGUUUCAUUAAAUACCUUAUUCGACACAACGCUUAACAUUCGUUCAAUCCAAUACAGUCGAUAGAUCUAGUUAUUAAAAUUAGUAGGUAUAUAAAAGUAGCAUCUCAAUACGCCAUCUGUAUUGGAUUGAAAGAAAAAAUUCAAAUUGUUUUAUGAAUAAAUAUAAGAAAGUAAUGACAACGUUGUUUCCCGUCCUGGAAAAUUACCUGUGGUACCACGUUUCAAGACAAAAAAUUUGAUUAUCGCCAUUAACAAUAAAUAUACGUUGUAAAUUUUAAAUAUUUAUUUGAUUUUAACAUUCAUAUUCUAUAAGAUUAUUAUUGCAACAUCGAAAUUGAUAUAUUAAAGCAUAGCUUUAAACUGUUUUAUUCUAAAAUAUAUAUUGAAUGAAUAUCAAUCACUAAGGGAAUGUAUUUAAAAUCUAUGACUGAAAUAAACGAGACUAAAAAGUAUGGAGACAUGUGAAUAAAAUUAUUCCUAAAUACGCAAUAAGGAUAUUAAAUUCUAUUGUUGGUCAAAUCAAAUAAUUGAUAUCAGAUUAAAACGUAAGUAUAAACGACUGAGGUCGUAUAAAUGUAAAAUGGAGAACUAAAAUAUCUAUUAACAUGUAUAGAUAUGUUAUUCCUAUUACAGCACAAUAUAUAUGCCAUUUAGGUGUGAGAAGUAGGUAUUAGAAAACUAGCGCUAUAAUGGACGUCGAUGCAUAUAAGUAAAUUAUACUUAUUCGUACACAAUCUAUUGGAUUUAUAUAAGUAAUUUUAUCCGUAUUUACCUGUAACCCGUUUGAAUAUGUGAUUAAUGUCAGUGUUGUGAAUUUUUGAACGUAUUUUUUAACAGUAUAGCUUUCUUAUUUGAUGUGAUUUUUUUGCGUACACAUGUAAAUAUUUCAUGAAGAAGGGUUACAGAAUUGUCAAGUCGUAAAUUUAUAAGAAUAAAUUCACAUAAUUACCCCUUAGAAUGUGGUCCAUACUAGGUGACUUAAAAUUGUACGUUAAAUGUUAACAAGAAUAAAAUAUAAUAGUAAAUAAAAUGUCGUGUUGAUGUACAUAAAUCAUUUAAAAGCUCAAAUAUAUUUAAAUAAUAAAUAAAAGACUUGAAUAUAAACAGAUCGGUGGAAUGCUUAUACAGUUUGUUAGUAAAUGUCUACGUAUGUUAAGAUUUAUUUGAAAUAUAAUUUUAAAUGCACGUUACAUGAAAUCAUAGUCUAUUGUUUAUGUAUUUAUAAAUUUAUCAAACAUAGUCAUUGUAAUGUGUUCAGUAAAUAAGUGUAAAAGGUAUGAAUGUUGCCAAAUUUAAUUUCAAGGGAUGCCAAUAUAUUACGUGCCAAUUUCAAUAGAUCAGUACAUUGUUUUGGUAAUCUAAUGAAAUGUUAUAGAUGCAAAGUAUCUGGUCUCAUGAUGGGAAUCUUUUUAAAAUAAAUGUGAUUGUAUGGUUAGAUUUCAUUGUAAUAAAGAAUAAAAAUGAUA
Messenger RNA from Manduca sexta (tobacco hornworm), 7970 nucleotides. RefSeq lists its product as uncharacterized. Gene Ontology annotation, molecular function: protein binding. The record is from RefSeq and is a predicted model, not a curated record. The coding region runs from base 1 to 6459 and encodes 2152 amino acids. NCBI's taxonomy places the organism in Eukaryota, Metazoa, Arthropoda, Insecta, Lepidoptera, Sphingidae. The transcript is spliced from 36 exons.